AACUUCUCCCAAAAUGCCUUGCGCGCCCUCUCUCGUUCUCUUCCCUUCCUUUCUCAACAAGAAAGAUGGCUCAGCGUUUGACGUUCAGAAGGCGGCUUUCAUACAACACCAAGUCUAACCGUAGACGAGUCUCUAAGACUCCAGGUGGUCGCCUUGUGUACCUCUACACCAAGAAGCAGGGUAAAGUCCCCAAGUGUGGAGACUGCAAGAAGAAGCUUCAGGGGCUCCCAGCCAUGCGCCCUAUGAAAUUGAUGCACAUUUCCAAGCCACAAAAGACAGUCUCCCGUGCUUAUGGAGGAUCACGAUGCGCUGCUUGCGUGAAGGAAAGGAUUAUUCGCGCAUUUCUGAUUGAGGAGCAGAAGAUUGUAGUCAGAGUACUCAAGGCCCAGCAGGGAAAGAAGACUGCAUGAUCUGUUACUUGAUUGGUCAAUAAAAUCUUGGUGUAAAUACA
Molecule: messenger RNA, 451 nt
Organism: Nematostella vectensis (starlet sea anemone)
Lineage: Eukaryota; Metazoa; Cnidaria; Anthozoa; Actiniaria; Edwardsiidae
Product: 60S ribosomal protein L34
Exons: 6
Coding region: 66-410 (114 amino acids)
Biological process (GO): translation
Cellular component (GO): ribosome
Molecular function (GO): structural constituent of ribosome
Source: RefSeq, a predicted model, not a curated record